Messenger RNA from Propithecus coquereli (Coquerel's sifaka), 1885 nucleotides. It is a transcript of the gene BET1L, whose product is annotated as Bet1 golgi vesicular membrane trafficking protein-like. The record is from RefSeq and is a predicted model, not a curated record. Gene Ontology annotation, molecular function: SNAP receptor activity. Gene Ontology annotation, biological process: retrograde transport, endosome to Golgi; regulation of retrograde vesicle-mediated transport, Golgi to ER. The coding region runs from base 25 to 360 and encodes 111 amino acids. Lineage: Eukaryota; Metazoa; Chordata; Mammalia; Primates; Indriidae. The transcript has 4 exons. Gene Ontology annotation, cellular component: Golgi trans cisterna; SNARE complex.
GAGCCGGGGCUGGCGCGGGGUGCGAUGGCGGACUGGGCCCGGGCUCAGAGCCCUGGUGCUGUGGAAGAGAUUCUAGACCGGGAGAACAAGCGGAUAGCUGACAGCCUGGCCUCCAAGGUCACCAGGCUCAAAUCGCUGGCCCUAGACAUUGAUAGGGAUGCAGAGGACCAGAACCGGUACCUGGAUGGGAUGGACUCGGAUUUCACAAGCAUGACCAGCCUGCUUACAGGGAGCGUGAAGCGCUUUUCCACGAUGGCAAGGUCUGGGCGAGACAACCGGAAGCUUCUGUGUGGUGUGGCCGUGGGCCUAAUCGUGGUCUUCUUCAUUCUCUCCUACUUCUUGUCAAGGACAAGGACGUGAGCCAGUGGGAGCUGGCUUCUGUGGUUGCCAAUGGUAGCCCAGGUCUUCCCCACCCGGUCUCCUGGGCUCCCGAGGACUUAAGUACAAGAUAUUCCCUUGAAAUUGCAAUCGUGGGUUAGGAAUCUUCCUAUGUGGUAGGAGCCCGCGGCUGCCUCUGACCUGAUGAGUUCAUGCUGGCUGGUCCCAUGUAUAGAAAGGACCCUUUCCUUUGGGGAAACCAAGGCCCAGUCUCCACCCCCAUCCCUAGGUGCUAGAGACACCAGCAGAGCUGGGGCCACAGUGUGUCAGGAGGAGCCCGGAUUGAACAGCUGUUGAAUCCUGGAUGUGGUCACCUGUGCCCGACAGCUCUUCUCCCACGUCUCUGAGCUCUGGCAUGUUAAGGCCCCUCUGGCGUGUCCUCAUCUGAGUGAGGCCAUGUUUGUGGUCUGAGGUAUCUGGAGCUGACACAGGAAGGGUCUGUGGCUGUGAACCCCGAGUGAAUGCCAUCUCCUCCGACCGAGGGUCCUCGGCCUGGAGAUGGCAGUUGCUUCUGGCCGAGGUUGCUGAGCACAGGCAUACCAGUGCAGGCCAGACUUCCUGCUGCAAGUCCUCUGUGCAUGCCUCCCAGUCCUGUGGAUGAAGCCAGAGCCCUUGGAAGGACAGGGCUUGUGGAGCAAGGAGUGGACACAGCCUUGGCUUUAGCUACUGGGCCGGGAUCCUCCUGGGUCAUGUGGCUGUGUAUCCAGGAGCAGAAACUUGAAUUCUCAGGUUUCAUGAUCCACCCAGCACCAAAGAUAGGUUUCCAGGAGAACAGACCUAGAAAUGGGCCAGUCUGGCAUUUCAGGGUCAGGCAGAGUAUGGGGUGGGGGGCUUCCCUGUGAGGGCCAUCUUCGUGGGUCCUGUAGGCCACCUGCUGAGACUUGUUGCCACACAGUUUACUGGUAUCUUUCACUCCCCACCAGGCCCAGCCAGUCUCCCUGGCUAUGAUGGAGCCCUGUGCCACCCUCCUUGUCCCCAGCUUCUGCAGACUGCCUUCCCACCCGCCUCUCCCUGGGCCCUCACUGCCCACUGGUCCUGGCCGACAUUCCCACGAACCAAACCCCUGGGCUGGCAGGGCAGCAACUUUUUCCCACCUCAAGGUGAGGUCCCAGCCCCCUUGCCUUGGCCCGAAAACACCUUUAGGAAAGGAGCCAAGUGGCCGUGUUCCCUUCUCUGUCCUUGUUCCCAUCUUCUGCCUCCUGGUCAUUCCCUCUCACUGUCCACUCACUGGUGUGACCACACCAUAUGUCUUGCCCAUGCAGAAGUGCCUCUGAGCUCCAGGCUGACCACAGAUGAGCCACAGCCCCACCUUGUUCUGACCUGUAGCUCUGAGUCUCCUCGCCUCCCUCCUCUCUUCCACACAGCAGGCCCACCCUUUUCCGCACACGCUCACGACAGCCCCUUCCCUCUUCACCUGGCUUGGAGGAGGGUCUGCCUGCUUCCUCCCCUACCCAGUGUAAGUGCACAUCUCACCCUGGAGGUGGGCUCAUCUGUCUCUUGGUCUCUG